AUGAGCGUCAAAAACGUUCACGAUGCGUCUACUGCUAUUCACCCAGAGACUCAUGACGAGCUGCGGACGGUGAAGCGGGCCAACAAAGACGACAUCGUCCCGGACGACGCAACAACGCUGUCGGACAGCGAGCUGGCUCGAGAGGCAGCGCUCACGGCCCUGACUGUCGAAGAAGAGAAGAAGCUCAUCCGCAAGGUUGACUGGCGCUUGAUUCCCCUCCUUGCCAUGCUAUACCUUGUGAAGAAGCUGGACGAGAGUAAUGUUUCCCAAGCUCGCAUCAUGAACAAGGGCACGGAGAGGAAUAUCCUGACCCAGCUCGACGUCACGUCUGACCAGUACGGCAUGGUCACGGUUCUGUAUACUGUGCCUUAUAUCCUGGCUGAAAUCCCGUCCAACCUGUUGCUGAAACGAUUCAAGCCGUCCCGAUGGCAGUCCAGAAUCAUGCUCUCCUGGGGCAUUGUCACCGCUUGCACGGCCGCAGUCCAUAACUUGGGGGGUCUCUACGCUUGCCGGUUCCUCCUUGGCUUGACCGAGGCUGGGAUGUUUCCCGGCAUCAUUCUCCAGCUGUCGUACUGGUACCGUCCGGAUGAAAUCGCCGUCCGACUGAUGUGGAUCUUCCCUGGCAACACAAAGUGGUUGUCUCCCGUCGAAAGCGCAUUCCUCCAGGCCCGUCUGCCGCCAAACUCCCCCCGGUCGUCCGAGAAGAACUUUGCCGGCAGCGAGAUCAUUGCAUCCCUCAAGGACAAGCGGCUCUGGCUCUUUACGCUCAGCUGGGCCAUGAUGACGUGCGGAAAGAACGGUAUCGACUUCUACCGCCCGAGUAUCAUUGCCAAUAUGGGGUUCAGCGACAUUGCCACCGCCCAGGUCUUGAACAUCCCUACAUCCGCCGUAGCCAUCUUCCUGAUUCUCUCGCUGGGGACCUGGUCCAACAAGGCCAAGAUCCCUCUCCCGCUGUUCCCCAUCGGAUGCACCGUCGUCAUUGUCGCCAUGUACUCAAUCCUCGUGGUGUACCCCAACGACAUUGGCGUGUAUAUCGGAAUGAUGAUUGGCGUCGCCUGCGGCACCGCCUGGUUCCCUCUCAUGUGGCCGUGGCGUGCUCAGACAGUCAACGGCGCGACGGGAUCCGCCUUUGCGAUUGGUUUCGUCAACAGCUACGGACAAGUCGGCGACGCGCUGGGGCCGCAGAUGUUCCAGGAGAAGUACGCGCCGUCGUACCAGCUGCCGUUCGGCCUUUCCAUGGGCCUCGUCGGCCUCUGCGGCAUCGUCAACGGCGUGACCUGGUGGGUGACGCGUCGGACGGAGAACGACACGCGCAGACACAAGCGGGCCAGGAUCCUGGCCAAGAAGAACAACGAAGCCGUGCUGGACGACGUCGUCGACCUGGACCUGGGGCGCAAGCUGCGUGUCUGA
This is a messenger RNA of Colletotrichum higginsianum IMI 349063, 1410 nucleotides long. Its product is annotated as Pantothenate transporter. Bases 1 to 1410 code for a protein of 469 amino acids. The record is from RefSeq and is a predicted model, not a curated record. Gene Ontology annotation, biological process: transmembrane transport. The transcript has 7 exons. Gene Ontology annotation, molecular function: transmembrane transporter activity. Gene Ontology annotation, cellular component: membrane. Lineage: Eukaryota; Fungi; Ascomycota; Sordariomycetes; Glomerellales; Glomerellaceae.